This is a messenger RNA of Entrophospora sp. SA101, 1392 nucleotides long. The record is from the annotation of a GenBank genome assembly. NCBI's taxonomy places the organism in Eukaryota, Fungi, Glomeromycota, Glomeromycetes, Entrophosporales, Entrophosporaceae.
AUGAAUCUUCUUAUAGAUCUUGAUGAUUUCGAUAAUAUUUAUCAAUCACUCGAUGUUUUGAUGUUUUGCAAUGGUGUUCUUGAUUUCAACCGUCCAUCAAAAAACAAUGAAAACUUAAAUGAAUUCAACAACAACGCACCUUUAAAUUAUCCUAAACAUAAUGAAAUUGUUAAUGAAGGACAAUCCAAACAUUCAAUUAAUCCAACCAAUAUUGCUCUCAACGAUGAAUUUUCCGAUCAAAUCUCACGCCUUUGUUUAGAAUUCCCACAAGAAAAACUUGGCGUUGAGGAAUAUAUCGAAGCAACAAAACUUGGUCAAUGUUUAUUCAGCUUCAGUCCAGAAUUUAAUUAUAUUACUGCUAGUAAUAAUAAUGCUCAACAACCAAUUUCGCCAUUAGCAUGUAACAAUAAAUGUAAUUGGGGUUCUUCGCCUUCAAGAUGGUUAAAUGUAACAAAUUUUCCUGUUUAUAAUAAUAAUACAUGGGAAGCCUUUCAUAACAACUACGUAUUUAUUCACUACUAUGAUUUACGUGAUGCUAUCCACGCACAGAAAAAACUUAAGUAUGUAAUUGCACCGCAUAAUUAUAAUCGAUUAAAUGUUAAUUUUUGCUCUCGCCUGAAAAAUAUUGAGUUGCAAAAUGAUUGGGAUUGGGAAAAUGAAGGGAUUUUGAGAAUAUAUAUCAUUGGACGUGCAAAUGAUACGGAAAUUAGGAAUUUGUUUGUUGAAUAUGGAGCUUUACGUGAGGAAUAUUGGUUUUAUGUUGAAGGUAUCAGAGUACUUCAAAUUGAAUAUUAUGAUGUACGUGCUGCAUAUGCUGCAAAGACAGUGGAUGGAAAACAGAUUCAAGAAGCUAUUCUUAAAGUCGACUAUUAUGAUAGCAAUUCACAAUCGUGGGAUAUUGCAUCUGAGAUGAUGUGCUGUCAAAACAAUAAUAACUACAACUACAACUAUGAAGGUGAUAAAGCCAUCAUUUGCCAAGCUUCAAUGUACUCGUCGGGAAAUAGAGAAAUCCCGGAAAAAAAUACUGUAGAUUUUGAAAACAUAAGACAAGAAUGGCUUAACGAAACACAUAGAGGUCAAUAUGAUUUCGUUUAUUUACGAAUUGAUUUUAAAAAUAAAUGUAAUGUUGGAUAUGCAUUCAUUAAUUUCACAUCAGUAGAUGCGGUAAUUUCAUUUGCACAACUUCACGUUGGUAAAAAAUGGGGUCGUUUUAAUAGCGAUAAACGUUGUGAGCUUUCUUAUGCAAAUGUUCAGGGAAAAAAAGCUUUAAUCGAAAAAUUCAAAAGCUCUCGAGUUAUGGAUGAACAGCCAGAAUAUCGUCCAAUGAUAUUUUAUACAAAAGGCCCUUUUGCAGGCUUCGAAGCUCCAUUUCCACGCGGAAAUCUCGAUUAA